CACAAUCCACCGUACCACUCAUGACAUCAUUGUACCGGGACUGACAGUCGGAAAUCAGGAUAGUUGGAGAUCUGAAAAGACGCACUUACAGGAUUAAUUUACAAAGAUGCUGAAAGCUGUCAUUCUAAUAGGAGGACCACAAAAAGGAACUCGAUUCCGUCCUCUCUCUUUUGAGGUUCCCAAACCACUCUUUCCUGUAGCAGGAGUACCUAUGAUCCAGCAUCACAUUGAGGCCUGUGUAAAGGUGCCAAACAUGAAGGAGAUUUUAUUAAUUGGCUUUUACCAACCAAAUGAAGAGCUUAAUCGAUUUUUAUCAAGUGCACAGCAGGAAUUUCGAGUAUCUAUCAGGUAUCUUCAAGAAUAUGCAGCACUGAGUACUGGUGGUGGGAUUUAUCAUUUUCGGGAUCAGAUCCUGUCAGGAGGUCCAGAGGCAUUCUUUGUAAUGAAUGCAGAUGUCUGUUCAGAAUUUCCUCUUCCUGAGAUGCUGGAAUUCCAGAAGGAACAUGGUGACGGCCGCAGCUUUGUUAUUCAGGGUACAACCGCUAACAGGAAACAAUCCUUGAACUAUGGCUGUAUUGUUGAAAAUCAAGAUACAAAUGAGGUGCUGCAUUAUGUGGAGAAACCGAGCACUUUUGUAAGCGAUAUCAUCAACUGUGGAAUUUAUCUUUUUACACCAGAAAUUUUCCACCAUAUAGGAUUAGUUUUUCAGAAACAUCAGCGGGAUCUUUUAUUAUAUCCUUACGACGGAGAAGAACAAGUAAAUGGCUGGCAGCGGGCAGAAGUCAUUCGCCUUGAACAGGACAUUUUUACAACACUGGCAGGUCAAGGAAAGCUGUAUGUCUACACAACAAACAGAUUUUGGAGUCAGAUAAAAUCUGCUGGAUCUGCAAUAUAUGCAAGCCGCCUGUACCUAAGCCAGUACCACAAAACUCACCCAGAAAGACUGGCGAGAAAUCGGGAAGGAAGUCCUGUAAUUAUUGGUAAUGUUUAUAUCCACCCAACAGCUGCCAUUGAUCCUACUGCUGUGCUGGGACCCAAUGUUUCAAUAGGAAAAGGAGUUUCCAUAGGAGCUGGAGUUAGAGUAAGAGAGUCCAUUAUACUUCAUGGAGCUACAUUACAGGAUCACUGUUGUGUCCUUAACAGCAUCGUUGGAUGGGAUAGCACUAUUGGAAAAUGGGCAAGAGUUGAAGGUACUCCAAGUGAUCCCAAUCCUAAUGAUCCAUAUGCAAAAAUAGACAGUGAAACACUCUUCAGAGAUGGAAAGCUAACACCUUCAAUAACAAUCCUAGGAUGUAACGUGAGCAUUCCAUCAGAAGUAAUAAUUCUCAAUUCUAUUGUUCUGCCACACAAAGAUCUGAAUAGAAGCUUUAAAAAUCAGAUUAUACUGUAAAAUGUUUUCUUGCAUAUUUAUACUUUGUAAUAUUUUCAUUGUAAAAACAUUUUGGUAGUAAAUACUGUGAAUAUAAAUCUAAAAA
Molecule: messenger RNA, 1475 nt
Organism: Erpetoichthys calabaricus (reedfish)
Lineage: Eukaryota; Metazoa; Chordata; Cladistia; Polypteriformes; Polypteridae
Gene: gmppaa
Product: GDP-mannose pyrophosphorylase Aa
Exons: 14
Coding region: 107-1390 (427 amino acids)
Biological process (GO): biosynthetic process
Cellular component (GO): cytoplasm
Molecular function (GO): transferase activity
Source: RefSeq, a predicted model, not a curated record